AUGUCAUACAAUCAAUAUCCCCCAAAUCAACCCCCCUACCCCAACUACGGCCCUCCCCAGGGAUAUUCACCUUCACCAUAUCCCCAACAACCAGGUCCUGGAUACGGGCCUCCUCCAGGACCAUAUCAGCAACCUCCGCCCGGACCCUAUCCCCCUCACUCCCCGCCGCCGCUCGGAUACCCUCCUGCAGGUCCCCCGGGCCCCGGAUACCACCAAACACCUCCGCCUCAACCUGUGCAUUCUCCCUAUGGUGGUCCACAACAAACUCAGUAUCCACCUCAUGGAGGGCAGGGCUAUCCGCCGGGUCCCCCGCCUCCUGGGCCAUACGGUGGUCCCGCUGCGCCGUACCCCCCGCAAAACUUCCAAGGCGGUCCGUCCGCAUCUCCUCCCUCGCGCGGCUACAUCCCAGGCCAGGUGGCCCCAGGCGAUUUCCGACGCGAAGCCGAUGCCCUGCGGAAAGCGAUGAAAGGAUUCGGUACCGACGAAAAGGCUUUGAUCCAGGUGCUUGCUCCGCUCGACCCGCUGCAGAUGGCCGCAGUCCGCUCUACCUACGCCAACCACAUCAACCGCGAUCUCUACAAAGAUGUCAAGUCCGAGACGAGUGGAUACUUCCGGCAGGGGUUGUUGGCUAUUAUCGAUGGACCGCUCAUGCACGACGUGGCGUCGGUGCGGGAUGCGGUCGAGGGGGUCGGGACAAAAGAGUGGCUCCUCAAUGACGUGCUCCUCGGUCGGUCCAACGCCGACCUGUCUGCCAUCAUGGCAGCCUACGAGGCUACGUACCGCCGUUCGCUCAAGAAGGACGUGGAGGGGGAUCUAUCUUUCAAGACGCGCAGUCUGUUCGGCCUGGUCCUCCGCGCCGACCGUCAAGAGGACACCCUCAUGGUCGAUCAGCGCAGGAUCGAACUCGAAGCCCGAAACAUUCAAAGUGCGACUUCUGGUCUUAUGAAAAAUGCUGAGGAAGUCUGUGCCAUCUUCGCGCGAUCCUCCGAUAAUGAGCUCCGCGCGAUCAACAACGAGUUUAAUAGGCGUUACCACCUUCCUCUAGAGAAACACAUCGAGAAAGAAUUCUCCGGCCAUAUGAAGGAUGCGCUGUUGCAUAUGCUGCGCACAGCCCUGUGUCCGGCCAUGCGCGACGCGGAACUGCUGGAAGAAUGCAUGAAGGGCAUGGGCACGAAGGACGAGAAGCUGGUGGUGCGCGUUGUGCGUGUCCACUGGAACCGGGGGCACAAGGACCAGGUCAAGGCCGCCUAUCUUCAGAAGUACGAUAAGGACUUGAUCCAGCGGGUGCGCGGCGAGACGAGUGGGGAUUAUCAGCGGUUGAUGGUCGCAUUAUUAGAGUAA
Molecule: messenger RNA, 1341 nt
Organism: Aspergillus terreus NIH2624
Lineage: Eukaryota; Fungi; Ascomycota; Eurotiomycetes; Eurotiales; Aspergillaceae
Product: annexin
Exons: 2
Coding region: 1-1341 (446 amino acids)
Cellular component (GO): cytoplasm
Molecular function (GO): calcium-dependent phospholipid binding; calcium ion binding
Source: RefSeq, a predicted model, not a curated record